GAGAGUGAAGCCAAAGAAGGCUAGUAGAUGACUGUAGUUGGGAGGAUCCGAGCACCACAGCUAAACAGACAGCAAAGAAGGCAGAAGAUGGAUGGAGGCAUGGCUCAGAGCUGCUGGCUCUUGGUCACACUCUCUCUGAAAGGUAUUCUUGCUGGUGACUGGUCAGUUCAUCUCCCCUCUGGUCCCAUCUGUGCUGUGAUUGGUUCUUCCAUAGAAAUCCCGUGUUCCUAUGACUACCCACAGACCUCCAAUGAAACCAGGGGAGAGGGGAGGCCCUCUGCUCAGGGUGGAGGAGGUGAAGGAGGACAAAAGUACAUGGUUUUGUCUGAGAUGUGGUGCCUUGAAGACAGCCGGUGUAUUACAGCAAGAUACGUGUACCACAGUGAUCACAUCUUCCCAGAUCCAUCCUACCAGAACAGGGUGCAGUACCUGGGAGGACCAGGAAGCAAGGUCUGCUCUCUGAGGAUUACUGAUCUAAGGCAGUCAGACAGCGGGACCUACGUGUUUUACCUCAUCACCAACCACUCCACAGAGAAGAUGCCAGAGCAGGCCGGCGUACAGCUCCUGGUGGCAGACUCCCCCAGUGCAGUCACAGCCUUAGCAAGUCCAUCCAGGGGCAUCACAGAGGGUGCAACCUUACGUUUGGCCUGCUGCAGCCCUGCAGAGCCACAGGCCAAUGUGAUUUGGUACAAGAGCACAAGUGACAGCGUAACACACACUGGACAGGUGUGGAAUAUUAGUAAAGUUACAUCAGAUGACUCUGGCAGCUACUACUGUCAGAUGCAAACUGGAGCCAAAGUGCAUAACUCAACCAUACUACCAGUUGAUGUGCAGUACGCUCCUCGAAACACAACCGUCUCAGUGUCACCUGCUGGACAGCUAGAUUACGACCUCCCCAUGAUUCUGACCUGCAGCAGUGAUGCUAACCCGCCCGUGCACACGUACAUCUGGUACCAGGGUGCAGCAUGUCUCAGUGACGCAGACAAAAGCUUUCAUCAAGGCAGACGAACCGUAGCUACACCCACAGGAAGCAGCCAGACAUCCAGCAGUGCCAACAUCACCACCAAGGAAUCUGGGCAGCACUGCUGUGUGGCACGAAACAGACAUGGAUCUCAGACUUCCAGUAUAAUGCUCAGAGGCUCCAGAGCUGUGAUCCCACCCCUCUCUGGAAAAAGAAAAGGGGUGAUUGCUGGAGUGUUCAUUGGAAUCCUUCUGGCUAUUGUAGUCAUAGCCAUCUGUGUCAUAAGGUGGAAACAGAAGUCAGCCAGACGUCAGUCAUACGUGCUCACUGCAACCGCGUCAGAACCUUAAAGAGUCAGUGAAAUCAGGCUUUAUUCUACCUAGAGUCUUACCCACAGUGCAGUACAUGCACCAACAACAGACCUCUGUACAUUUCUCUCUCUCUCACACACACACGGCUAAUAUUUUUCUUCAGCUCCUCCUGUGUGGUUACUAACAUCACUUACCCCAAAGUAAGACCACAUCACAUUAACUUUAAUUGAUUAUUACACUAUGGCUGAAAUCUAAGGUGGUAAUCAAAUUAUGACACCAGUUCCCACCAGCUGCGAGCGUGUGCAGCUCAUGUGAUAAACAUCAAUGUUCAUUCAAGCAAGCAGGAUGCGGCAGAUUUCAAAGCACUGACCUGAGCUUUUGUUUCAUUUUCAGAAAGAAGGGAACAAAUGGAGCACCGUCAGAAUGUAUUUCACCCGCUUGUGUUCCAUUAGUUUAAAUGCAUUUCUUCUUUAGGAUUAAGUCUAGUAAUGCAGUUGGGAAUAAAGUGAUGCAUCUCUAAGAAAAGGCUUUAUUCUAAAACAAAGAAGAUAGGAAACAAAUGUCACCCCUUCCCAUGACCUCAAAUUUAUUUAUUACUGUUUUUAAGUUUAUUUUAUUUGUAUUUGUAUUUUAUUAUUUUAUGUUAUUCGCUUCUGUUUGUUGGAGUGUUGCAGUAACAGAUGUGAAUUGAAAUAUCCUCCAUGGUUCAUUGCAUAAGUCGACUUCAGGCGACAUCCGGAGAUCUCGCUAACACUUCCUCACACAGGACUGUAACCACACAGCACAAAGUGCACCGGGUCCUGUACAAGCAAUGUCCAGAAGUAGAAAACAUUGAAGAAGUUAUUACUGAAGGCCUGCCAGUGAUGAUGACAGUGAAGAUGAUAACCCAAUUAAGUGCUGCUGGCAAGUCCAACUGGAUCCUGUUUGUGUGGCUUUGAGUAAACUCCUGAGAGCGAUAAGGCUUCAGCAGAUACUGAGCAGAGCAUGAGGAGAAGUGGGAGAGGAUGAAAACCAAGAGGACAGUGACUCUAACACCAGGACAGUCAUCUAAAAAGUGCACUAUUUUAGGAUUUUGCUUUUGUUUGAUUUGCCAUAUUAAAGUGAGAUGUGACGUGUAAAGUUAUUUCAAUAAACAAUAAAGUGUUUCAUUAACAACUA
Molecule: messenger RNA, 2430 nt
Organism: Oreochromis aureus
Lineage: Eukaryota; Metazoa; Chordata; Actinopteri; Cichliformes; Cichlidae
Product: lachesin-like
Exons: 8
Coding region: 28-1311 (427 amino acids)
Source: RefSeq, a predicted model, not a curated record